AUGCCGUCAACACCUAGUACGAUCCCAGAGACACGAGUCAUCUCCCCGUCGCCCUCCCUUUCCGAUAGAUCAGACGCACGUGAUGGUUAUUUUGCGCCGGUAACGCGAUCUGCAUCCCGCCGACAACAGGAUGGAACUGGCUCAAGGCGAGCACGAAGCCCACCUGAUGAGACACCGUCAAAAAGUUCCACGCGACAACGUCGACCAGCUCGGCGGUCCAAUCCCAAAAUUCCAGCUUCACCACCAGCUACGAACGGGAGCGCCAGCAACGGUUUCCUUUCACCCACGAAUUUCUCAGACACACUACGCGACCUGUCGAGAUCGCCAUCACCGCUUGGUCUGAUUCCUCUACAUUCCAGAUACCGCAAUUUCAUUCACCGCCAUGAAAUUCCUCGGAAGUUCUUACACGUGUCAAUUGGGUUCCUGACACUUCACCUGUAUAGCCGAGGUAUCCAGACACUUCAGAUCACACCAGUGCUCUUCUCUGCCUUGGUUCCCAUUGCAGUGACAGACAUUGUCCGCCAUCGUUCGGAGAAGGUCAAUAAGUUUUAUAUUCGCUGCGUGGGUGCGCUCAUGCGUGAGACCGAGGUCUCGGGCUAUAACGGUGUGAUCUGGUAUCUGCUCGGCGCAUAUGUCGUCCUCCGCUUCUUUCCCAAAGAUGUUGGUGUAAUGGGCGUGCUCCUUCUCAGCUGGUGUGACACCGCAGCAUCGACCUUUGGUCGUAUGUACGGGCGCUACACCCCUCGUCUCCGACAAGGGAAGAGUCUAGCUGGCACCGCAGCUGCUUGGCUCGUUGGCGUCAUCACCGCCGCUACUUUCUGGGGUUGGUUUGUGCCCUAUAUGGGUGCAUUUCCUAAUGAUCCAGAAGGCUCAUUCAUGUUUACCGGCAGCCUGAACCUGUUUCCAGAUUGUGUUCGGGGCCUGGUGGGCUGGGAUGGCGCUGAGACUUCAUCCACCACCAUCACCGGCCCAUUGGCUCUUGGUGUGAUGAGCGUUGUCUCUGGCUUUGUCGCUGCCGGCAGCGAAUUUAUCGAUCUUUGGAGCUGGGACGACAACUUCACCAUCCCGGUGCUGAGUGGGCUUGGACUUUGGGGAUUCCUGAAGGUCUUUGGCUAG
This is a messenger RNA of Penicillium longicatenatum, 1116 nucleotides long. Its product is annotated as diacylglycerol/polyprenol kinase family protein. The record is from RefSeq and is a predicted model, not a curated record. Lineage: Eukaryota; Fungi; Ascomycota; Eurotiomycetes; Eurotiales; Aspergillaceae. Gene Ontology annotation, biological process: phosphatidic acid biosynthetic process. Gene Ontology annotation, cellular component: endoplasmic reticulum membrane. The transcript has a single exon. The coding region runs from base 1 to 1116 and encodes 371 amino acids. Gene Ontology annotation, molecular function: ATP-dependent diacylglycerol kinase activity.